UUACUGUUGUUUUUCACAUGCCAGCAUAGGAACGAAAUCCCCUACACAAAGAGCGAGAUGAGCAGCGGCGGAGGUGAGCCCGGCACCGGCGGUGGAGGCGGCGGCUCCGUCAAGACGCCGGCAGAUUUCCUGAAGUCGAUACGCGGACGUCCUGUAGUCGUCAAGCUCAACUCAGGGGUCGACUACCGAGGCAUUCUAGCUUGUUUGGAUGGUUACAUGAACAUUGCAAUGGAGCAAACUGAGGAAUACGUUAAUGGCCAACUAAAGAACAAAUAUGGAGACGCCUUCAUUAGGGGCAACAAUGUUCUCUAUAUCAGUACCUCUAAAAGGACCGUUGGAGAAGGAGCCUGACUGUUUUUUGUUGCUGGACCAACACUUUUUUUUAAAUCAGGUUUGGCAAUUUCAGAGUUUUCCUCUCUGUUUAUCCUUUUUUAUUGUGUUUUUGAUAAAUAUGGCAAAAUUGCGCAUCAUUUUGGACUUGAAAAAUUACAUUUUAUAGGCUCUACUAUUUGCCACUUAAUGUGA
Molecule: messenger RNA, 525 nt
Organism: Phalaenopsis equestris
Lineage: Eukaryota; Viridiplantae; Streptophyta; Magnoliopsida; Asparagales; Orchidaceae
Product: U6 snRNA-associated Sm-like protein LSm6
Exons: 3
Coding region: 58-351 (97 amino acids)
Biological process (GO): maturation of SSU-rRNA; mRNA splicing, via spliceosome
Cellular component (GO): nucleolus; sno(s)RNA-containing ribonucleoprotein complex; P-body
Molecular function (GO): RNA binding
Source: RefSeq, a predicted model, not a curated record